AUGUCCUCAGCAUACGGAAAGAUUCUAACGUCUACCUCAACUACAUCUACUUCUCUCUCUUCUAUCCUUCCAAUUACAACAACACUUCAAACAAUAAAUACAACGGUAACCAUAUUACCUCUAGACAUUCAUUCCUCAAAUGACUUCACGACCCUUAUCUCUCACAUGCAUAAUGUAUUUAAUGAAAUAAUUAAAGAAGGGAACACUUACCCACAGGAAUUUCCCUUUUCUCUUGAUGAAUUCAUUAAUUAUUUUUUAAGUUAUGAUGCAUUUAUUGCGUUAAAAGAUGACGUUAAAGAAUUGGAUAAGGUAAUGGUUAAUGAAAAAAUUGUGUGGGAUGACAAAUUGCUUGGGAUGUUUUACAUCAAACCAAAUUAUCCGGGACGAUGUAGUCAUAUUUGUAAUGCAGGUUUUGUGGUUCCAAAACGACAUCGUGGGAAACGAGUAGGAAAAUUAAUGGUUCAAUCUUUUCUAAAGGUUGCUCCUUUAUUAGGUUACAAAUCUUCUAUAUUUAAUCUAGUAUUUGAAAAUAAUGUAGCCUCGAUAAAAUUAUGGAGAGAAUUUAAAUUUAAAGAAAUUGGUAGAAUACCCAAUGCUGGUCGUUUAAAAAAAGUUGGUGGUAAUGAAGGAGAAGAAGAAUUCGUGGAUGCUAUUAUGUUUUAUUAUGAUUUUGAAAAGAUUAAUGAUUGA
Molecule: messenger RNA, 690 nt
Organism: Funneliformis mosseae
Lineage: Eukaryota; Fungi; Glomeromycota; Glomeromycetes; Glomerales; Glomeraceae
Source: the annotation of a GenBank genome assembly